Molecule: messenger RNA, 2020 nt
Organism: Hyposmocoma kahamanoa
Lineage: Eukaryota; Metazoa; Arthropoda; Insecta; Lepidoptera; Cosmopterigidae
Gene: HDAC1
Product: histone deacetylase Rpd3
Exons: 11
Coding region: 10-1467 (485 amino acids)
Molecular function (GO): histone deacetylase activity
Source: RefSeq, a predicted model, not a curated record
UUGAUAGAAAUGGCUAUGCAACCACAUAGCAAGAAAAGAGUAUGCUAUUACUACGACAGCGACAUUGGCAAUUACUAUUAUGGCCAGGGACAUCCGAUGAAGCCUCACCGCAUACGUAUGACACACAAUUUGCUUCUUAAUUAUGGACUUUACAGGAAAAUGGAAAUCUAUAGACCGCAUAAGGCAACUGCGGAUGAGAUGACGAAGUUCCAUUCAGAUGACUAUAUCCGAUUCUUGCGCUCAAUCCGACCUGACAACAUGUCUGAAUAUAACAAACAGAUGCAAAGAUUCAAUGUGGGUGAGGAUUGUCCAGUAUUUGAUGGCCUCUACGAGUUCUGUCAGCUAUCUGCAGGAGGUUCAGUUGCUGCUGCCGUCAAGCUUAAUAAACAGGCCUCAGAAAUCUGCAUCAACUGGGGCGGAGGUCUUCAUCACGCAAAGAAAUCAGAAGCUUCAGGAUUUUGCUACGUUAAUGAUAUUGUACUUGGCAUAUUGGAGCUAUUGAAGUAUCACCAGAGAGUUCUGUACAUUGACAUUGAUGUACAUCAUGGAGAUGGUGUGGAAGAAGCUUUCUACACUACAGAUAGAGUUAUGACAGUGUCAUUCCAUAAGUAUGGAGAAUAUUUCCCAGGCACAGGCGACUUGCGCGACAUCGGUGCUGGCAAGGGCAAGUACUACGCCGUAAAUAUUCCUCUACGUGAUGGCAUGGACGACGAGUCUUACGAGUCCAUCUUCGUGCCCAUCAUCUCUAAGGUCAUGGAAACAUUCCAGCCCAGUGCUGUAGUGCUGCAAUGCGGUGCGGAUUCUCUUACAGGUGACAGACUGGGUUGCUUCAACUUGACGGUUCGUGGUCAUGGACGCUGCGUUGAGCUCGUUAAACGAUUUGGACUGCCGUUUCUUCUAGUUGGAGGAGGAGGCUAUACAAUCCGCAACGUAUCCCGUUGCUGGACAUACGAAACAUCGGUAGCGCUCGGUGUCGAAAUCGCGAACGAAUUGCCUUACAAUGACUACUUCGAGUACUUCGGACCCGACUUCAAGCUCCACAUUUCACCCAGCAAUAUGUCCAACCAGAAUACGCCGGAAUAUCUUGAAAAAAUAAAGAACAGACUCUUUGAAAACUUGAGAAUGUUACCUCAUGCGCCUGGUGUACAGGUACAAGCAAUCCCAGAGGAUGCAGUCAACGACGAAUCUGAGGACGAGGACAAAGUUGACAAAGACGAAAGACUUCCGCAAAGCGAAAAGGACAAACGUAUUACGGGCGACGGGGAGCUAUCCGAUUCUGAGGACGAGGGUGAGGGCGGGCGACGCGACAACCGCUCGUACCGCAAUCCACAGCCACGCAAGCGCCCGCGCCUCGACAAGGACAGCGCGCAGCUCAAGGACGAAGUCAAAUCUGAAGACUCUAAAGACGAAGUGAAAAACGUGAGUACAGUGGAAGAACCAAAGAAAGAAGUACCGCCCAACCCGUGAUCGAGAUAAAUACUCUCAUUAAGAUGCAUUUUAUUCGCUCACGACAUGUGUUCGACAUGUCUCGAAUCGGAGAGGGAUUGUUUACAUGGAACACGUUAUUUCUAUUUAUAUAAGGAAGACAUGUUACAGCCAACAGCAUAAGCCGCGGAACACACAUACAGGGCGUACUAAUCAGUGUUGGGCGUUAAUCAAUUAAAUUUCAAUCAAUAAUUCAAUCAGAUUAAAAAAUCAAUUCAAUUGAAAUCAAUUGCAAUUUGUUUGAUUUGUGUGUAGUUGUGUUUCGUUAAUCAAUCAAUAAUUUGUGAUUGGUUAAUCGGAUCCCAACAGGCCCCCCAUCCGGGGCCCCAACCGGGCCCCCAACCGGCCCCAUAACCGGGGCCCCCAACCGGCCCCAUAACUGGCCCCCCAGCCGGGCCCCCAUAACCAACGCCCUAACUCACCCCAAUAUGCCCUAAUAUAAAUUUAUCAUAAUUGUCAGUUUUAAUUGUUAAUCAAAAACAUUGAAAAGAUUGAAAAUUGAUUAAUUGUUAAUAGUUAAUUGCGGUUCUCGCAA